UGGCCCAGAAAUUUGACCAUCGUCGUUGCGUUCAUGUUAACGCUGAAAACCAAGCUUGAUUCAGAUUAAGAGUGAAAUGUGCUUCAGAAAUGAGAAAAUGGAAACAGAGAGAAAUACCCUUUUUUUGAAGGUGGUUACGAUCAUGAACAGAGAUGAUUCGGGAAUGGACACUGGCGUAUCCAGCAUUCCAGCUUAUAAAUGAUUUAUCUGUUUUGACUAUUUUAACAAUUAUUUAUGCCUUACUGUCCCACUCAAAUUUCAUCUUAAAGAGAAUACUUACUUCAGAUGUAUGUUUUGCUUAGAAUUCAAAGUAUAGGGCACGUAGAUUUCUAAUUUGGUUAUUGAAUUGGUUUGAGCAGAACAAGGAUUUGAAGCGCCUUAUUUUAUCUGCAUUGUACCACACAGGUGAACCGCAUGUUGUAUAUACAAUAUGUUAUCCCUACUGUGGAAGGGAAUACAGUUGGAGAGUGCAAUGGGUAGUGUGGAAUUUGCAUCAAUGAAUUUGACCCCAGCUCUACUUGGUAUGUCUACGUUACUGCUAGCCAAAUUUCUUUUGCUCCUUCACUAUGACAGACCCUACUACAAUGAAUAUGCCGUGGGAUUCUCUGGUGUGCUUUUUGCCAUGAAAGUUGUUCUCUACUCUCAGUCGGACAGCUAUACAUAUGUGCACGGACUCAUUGUCCCUGCACGUUAUGCUGCAUGGGCAGAACUUGUUCUCAUUCAAAUGUUAGUACCUGGAGUCUCAUUUCUGGGUCAUCUUGGAGGAAUUCUUGCUGGAAUCACCUAUGUAUACCUCAAGGGGGCACGAUCCGGUGUUAACCCGUGUGUGAAGAUAAUGAGGGGUGUCACCCAUCUGUUAGGUUGGCCGUUAAGAUUUCUCAACAGUAUGUGCUUGCGGCCUUCAUCUGGCCGUGUGUUUAGAAGGGGAACUCUCCAAGGAGGCGAGACACCGGGUGUAUGGAGUUGUGGAGCAUGUACAUACCCAAGCUUGUCAAGUGUCUGCGAGAUGUGUGGGACAGAAAGUAAUGGCGAUGGAUUUGCACCCACACCCACAAGUGAAUCCAUUUCGCUUGAGGAACUACGACAGCGGAGAGUCCAGAGAUUUGGUAGAUGGUGAUAAAAGACGCAGUGGAAGUCGGCAAGAGGAGAGAUUACUCGACAUUGGCUGGAUUGUAAAUGUAAUCAUGAUUUUCUAGUAUGUAUCGACUAUGUUAUUUCACGUAUAGAAGAUUGCUCGAGUUCAAG
Messenger RNA from Salvia hispanica, 1245 nucleotides. The record is from RefSeq and is a predicted model, not a curated record. Lineage: Eukaryota; Viridiplantae; Streptophyta; Magnoliopsida; Lamiales; Lamiaceae.